AAACAACCGCGCCUCAGAUCUCAAUUUGAAUUCCCGCGACCAAAUACUCGGGGACAUCAGAUCCGAAUUCGGUUUUGAAUUUGCAAACCCGCCAUUGAAACGCCCCUUUUUGCGGUCUCUGCGUCUCGUCUCCAUUGGAAAACUGAAGAAAGAUAAGGUUAAAAGGAGCUGAUUUUAUAGCUUUUUUGCUAGCUGACUUUUUUGAGGGAAAUGUCCUCGUUUGUUUCUCGAGAAUCCGAUCCAAGUGGAAGACAAUUUUACUGCCGCAAAGAGAAAUCACUUGGAGUUUUGUGCACCAAUUUCUUGAGAUUAUAUGAUAGGAGUGAUGUUGACUCAAUUGGACUAGAUGAUGCUGCUACCAGAUUAGGAGUUGAACGGCGCCGGAUUUAUGAUGUGGUCAAUAUAUUGGAGAGUAUUGGGGUUGUAGCUAGAAAACAAAAGAAUCGGUACUCAUGGAAAGGUUUCGACGCAAUUCCUCGUGCUCUUGAGGAGCUUAAGGAAGAGGGUUUUAGAGAGAAUUUUUGUGCUUCUGCUUCCUGCAAUUCAGCAAAGGUUGCCAAUGAGAAUGAAAAUGAAGGGUCUUCUAGUUCAAAAACUGAUGGUCAAGAUAAUUCUUCAGGUGCAUCAAAAUCUGUGUUUGUUUAUACAGAGAACAAAAGAGAAAAAUCAUUAUGGCUUCUUACACAGAAUUUUGUCAAGCUUUUCCUUUGCUCAAAUGUAGACAUGAUCACACUUGAUAAUGCAGCAGUGUCAUUGUUAGGUGAUGGUCACAAUUCGACAGCAAUGAGAACAAAAGUUAGACGACUUUAUGAUAUUGCAAAUGUUUUUUCCUCCAUGAAUCUGAUUGAAAAGACCCAUCACCCUGAUAGUAGGAAACCGGCCUUUAGGUGGUUGGGAUGGAGAGGAAACAAUGAAUCUGUGACUUCUUUGGAUCAGCCAAAGAAGAGGACUUUUGGGACUGAGAUCACAAACUACAAUACGAAGAGAAACAAAGUGGAUUCUUCAAUUGAUUGGAACUCAAAUCAUCAGGAGGAAAAUGUUCCGGUGGAAAUUAGAUGCAAGGAUAUGGAAAAUGAUUGCAAUAAAAACAAAUCAGAUCAUCAUACAAAACACAGCCCAAAGUGUGUGGAGUUUGGUCCAUUUACUCCUGUGGGUGUGCAAACAGCUGGUGAAUCUAAAAAUAAAAUUGAGAGCCGGAUUGAGGACUUGGAGAGACUCGCUUCUACUUAUUAUCCUCGGUACAACAAUCGAGUCCUCAGUGACCUUUUUGGUCAUUAUGUGGAGGCUUGGAAAUCAUGGUAUGUUGAAGUUGCUGUGAAAGAGAAGACGCAGAAAGGAUCCUGAUACUUUUCUCAGUUGCUUUACUCCAGAUGACCAAUACAUAGAAUCAAUAAAGUCGAUACAUUGUCUUCAUUUUUUUUUUCCUUCUUCAGUUAUAGAAGUACAUGGCUUUUAGAUGGAUGCAUUAUCUUGAUGCACCAACUGCAUAGCCUUCAACUUUGUUAUCAACCUUUUUAUUGUGAGCUUGAAAAGAAGAAGAGCUGGCAAUUAUUUGAUUAAUUGUGUUUUUUCUUUACUGAUCCUUGACUAUAUAUUGUAACUUUUAUUGUC
Messenger RNA from Manihot esculenta (cassava), 1611 nucleotides. Its product is annotated as E2F transcription factor-like E2FF. Gene Ontology annotation, molecular function: RNA polymerase II cis-regulatory region sequence-specific DNA binding; DNA-binding transcription factor activity, RNA polymerase II-specific. Bases 211 to 1344 code for a protein of 377 amino acids. The transcript is spliced from 11 exons. The record is from RefSeq and is a predicted model, not a curated record. NCBI's taxonomy places the organism in Eukaryota, Viridiplantae, Streptophyta, Magnoliopsida, Malpighiales, Euphorbiaceae. Gene Ontology annotation, cellular component: RNA polymerase II transcription regulator complex. Gene Ontology annotation, biological process: regulation of transcription by RNA polymerase II.